Plectropomus leopardus (leopard coralgrouper) is the source of this 1314-nucleotide messenger RNA. NCBI's taxonomy places the organism in Eukaryota, Metazoa, Chordata, Actinopteri, Perciformes, Serranidae. The record is from RefSeq and is a predicted model, not a curated record.
GACACGGAGAGCCCGAUCCGCGCGGCCGCAUUGUGUGUGAGCGGACAAAGAGCGACACAGUCACGGUGUAUCAUCCCUGAGCUCCAGCAGGUAAGCGGGCAGGUGUCAUGACAGCCGACAUGAUGAAGUCAGAUCUCCUCCGUCGUUUGCGCCGCAGUGUCCGAGCGCAUCUGGCCGCGUGAACUUCUUCAUGUCUGGAUCCCAAAUCCGACCGUCUGGAGGGACAACGACGUUAGCUGGGCUUUCUCCAGCGCGCACGCAUCUGGCAGCGGGUAAACAAAGCCGGGCAGCCUUUGUUUCACCUCCUAAUUUAGCUCGUCGUUUUUUUCGCUUCAGCUGCGCCAAAUCUUACUUUUCAAGCUAACGGGAGCUAACUGGUAGCUAGCAGUAGCCGUUAGCCUCGGUGUAUAUUUAUUUUUUAGCUAACGUUAAUCCUGUGUUUUUUUGUACUGGCUGGAUGAGAUGUCAUUCACUAUGGAGGACAACUUGGAGUCCGGGUGGGUGUCCGUCCGACCCAGAGUCUUCGACGAAAAAGAAAGGCAUAAAUUUGUCUUUAUCGUGGCCUGGAACGACAUCGAGGGAAAGUUCGCCAUAACCUGCCACAACAGAACCGUGCAGAGACGGACCACUUUCCUCCUGGAGCCGCUCCUCGACGCUGCUUUGCUGCCUUCGCCCGGUGCCUCCGUGGCUGAAACGCGCACAAAAAGUCUUGUCGCGACGAAGAAGGAUGGACAGACGGGUAAAGUUAGACCUCACUCGGUCCCUAAAGGAAAAACAAAGGCUGUACUCGGGGACAAAAAACUCGGUAGUUCAAAGACAACCGAGUGUGUCUGCCCCACAUUAGGCUCCUGGGACAUUGUGACACCAAAAGUGAUAGAUAUCGAGAUCCUAGACCCGGUGGAUGUCCCGCUCUCUCCGGAUGAUCCAGAACCGGGGGACGGUGAGAGCAGCGGCCGUGAGGACUUCAGCUGGGCCGGGCUGUUCUCCUUCCAGGACCUGAGGGCAGCCCACCUCCAGCUGUGCGCCGUCAACUCGGACUUGGAGCCGUGUUUGCCCUCCUUCCCAGAGGAGCAGUCUGGUGUGUGGUCGGUGCUGUUCGGUGCCCCGGGGGUGUCGCAGCGGGAGACGGACGCCCUGUGCUACCAGCUGCAGGUGUACUUGGGUCAUGCCCUGGACACCUGCGGCUGGAAGAUUCUGUCGCAGGUGCUUUUCUCCGAGAGCGAGGACACGGAGGAGUACUACGAGAGUCUGAGCGAGCUGAGGCAGAAAGGCUAUGAAGAUGCUCUGGAGAGGGCCAAGAGGCGCAUGCAAGAG